Molecule: messenger RNA, 1294 nt
Organism: Suillus subalutaceus
Lineage: Eukaryota; Fungi; Basidiomycota; Agaricomycetes; Boletales; Suillaceae
Exons: 8
Coding region: 232-990 (252 amino acids)
Source: RefSeq, a predicted model, not a curated record
CGUUAGCCAUGCCAGCAAUAUCCGAGUCGGAGCGUAUGUGCGCGUCAUGCAGGUGAAAUAGUGUUCAUCUCGGGUGUCACUUUCCGAUUCGAUGACAAAGUUUGAAUACUCACAAUAUAUCACACUUCGUCAUCAGUUGAUUUUAUCAACCUGGACAACUUUGCGAUGAGCUGUAUAUAUAACGGAGCAUCCCUCUAAUCACUCUCGACCCUCUUCUAACCAUCCCCAAGUAUGAGCUUCUGCAAGGAUUGUAUCCAAGGCGUACGUCACGAGGGUGAACCUUCAGGAACACUCGAGACCAUCGACGGUGUCGCUUGCUACGUCGCCACCCCUACCGUCGAUUAUGCCAAGGACAAAGUCAUCCUCCUCCUACCGGACGCCUUCGGUAUCGAGCUCAUCAAUGCUCAGCUCCUGGCUGAUGACUUUGCCAAAAACGGCUUCAAGGUCGUCGCGAUCGACUAUUUAAACGGCGAUUGUGUUCCCGCUGAUAAGAGUCAGACCUUGAACGUUAAAUCAUUCGAUUUCUACGGAUGGCUUGCCGCCAUAGCGCCGAGGUCACUCGCCCUCCACUCGACAAGGUCAUCGCUGCGCUCAAAGAGGAAGGCGUUACCAAGUUUGGAGCCACGGGUUACUGCUUCGGCGGUCGUUACAACCUUUGACCUCGCAUUCGACAACGUUAUCCAAUGCGCUGUCGUCUCCCACCCCUCGCUUUUGAAUAUCCCAGCCGACCUCGAGACAUACUUUUCCAAAUCAGCAGCGCCUCUCCUGAUUAACUCAUGCGAGAACGAUAUAAUGUUCUCUGCAGAAGUUCAGGCAAAGGCCGAUGAGAUUUUUGGCGAUGGGAAGUUUGCUCCAGGAUACAGGCGCGAAUACUUUCCUGGAUGCACGCAUGGGUUUGCUGUCCGUGGUGAUUUGAGCGACCCACUGGUCAAGGCUGGGAAAGAGGGAUCAUUCCUGGCUAGCGUAGAGUUCUUCCUGGCGCACCUGUGAGCUGCAUGUUCAGGGUGUUGCAGGAGGUACAAUUCAACCUCAAAUACAAUGAUAAUGAUAUACAAGCACUUUUACUGUUGUUAUAUUUUUACGGAAGCCCUCAUCCUCAGUGGUGGAAGAGCCUGAGCGAGGUGUGUGCAAACACCAUCUCAUGCUCAUCUGCGGCCUUGAUACACUCCUCGUCCAUCACACUUCCGCUAGGGGCAGCGAGGUACCUCACUCCGCUCUUCCUAGCCCGGUGUACAUUAUCCGCAAAUGGGAAAAACGCGUCACUCGAACACGCAACCCCGUCUAACUUCACCGC